UAUUAAUUCGGUUAUUGGGAAUCAGCGGUAUCACUAUCUUUUUUGAGAUUUCGGUAUUAUUGUGGCAUCCCUUUGUCACCCCUACCACUGACUAGUAUCUUUUGUGUGUACAUUUAGCCGUCACUUGACAUGUAUUGAAGAAUGUCGGAGAUAAGGCGACGGGGAGGUGGUGAAGGAGGAGGAAAGGAGUUGUACUCUGAUCUGUAUUCUAGGGAUAAGGACAUAGAUGUGAGGUUAGAAGGAAAGGGUGAUGCAGAUUCUAGAAGACCCAAGCUGGACAUUAAAGAAAUAUUUCCUGCUGUUGAUGACACCACUGCUCAAAAGAAGAUUCCAUCAGGUUUGUCUGCAAGAUGGAAGAACUGGUGGAUACGUGGCUUACUGACAAUAACAAUGAUUACCUUAUUUUUUCUAUUUAUCUACUUUGGGCCUCUUACACUAUUGAUUUUGAUUACCAGUAUCCAGAUCAAAUGUUUUUAUGAGAUUAUUAAUAUUGGAUAUAAAGUCUACCAUUCGUAUGAGCUGCCAUUGUUCAGAACUCUUAACUGGUAUUUCCUGCUAUGCUCAAACUACUUCUUUUAUGGCGAGACUGUGACAGAUUACUUCUUCACCCUUGUACAGAAAGAAGAACCUCUUCAAAUCCUGAUUCGCUAUCACCGAUUCAUAUCCUUUACAUUAUAUCUUUCAGGUUUCUGCAUGUUUGUAAUAAGAUUAGUGAAGAAGCACUAUAGACUGCAGUUUUACAUGUUCGCUUGGACUCAUGUCACGCUGCUGAUAAUUGUCGCUCAGUCUCAUCUUGUUAUCCAGAAUCUUUUUGAAGGGAUGAUCUGGUUCAUCUUUCCUGUAUCCCUUGUUAUUUGCAAUGAUAUAAUGUCAUACAUUUGUGGCUUCUUUUUUGGAAGGACUCCAUUAAUUGAGUUGUCUCCUAAGAAGACUUGGGAAGGGUUCAUUGGAGGUUUCUUUACAACAGUAAUGUUUGGAUUCAUUAUGUCCUGUUUGUUAGUCCAGUAUUAUUACUUUAUCUGCCCAGUGGAGUACAGCAAUGAAACUAUUGGAGUCAAUGUGAACUGUCAACCUUCAGAGAUAUUCCAGCAGCAUGAGUAUCAUGUUCCGUAUGUUUUGCAGGACCUGCUGGGUUGGAAAACUAUACUGCUUUAUCCAUUCCAAAUGCAUAGUGUGGCGCUUUCUGUUUUUGCUUCACUGAUUGCACCGUUUGGAGGGUUCUUUGCCAGUGGAUUCAAAAGAGCUUUCAAAAUUAAGGACUUUGCAGACACUAUCCCUGGUCAUGGAGGCAUUGUGGAUCGCUUUGAUUGCCAGUACUUAAUGGCUACAUUUGUCCAUGUUUACAUUGCCAGCUUUAUAAGGGGACCAAAUCCCAGCAAACUGCUCCAGCAGCUUCUUGCCCUUCAGCCUGAGCAGCAGCUUCUUGUCUACAGCGCCCUGAAGUCACAGCUAGAAGACAGAGGCCUCAUCUAGCAGUCAUGCAGUGAAGAAUGAUAAAUUGUAAAUGAAUAGCUCCGAAGGAAACAAAUGGAUUCAAUAAGUGCAUUGAACACCAGCUUUGAUGGGGCUGUACUGGUUGUCAGCAAACUUUGCAUUUAUCACCUUUAACGAUCAAGCAAAGGGAACAGGUGCAGCCCCUGGAAAUUUUUGUUUGGUUUAUAAAAGAGGAUGCUGGCAAUAAAGAAAUUAUUUAUGAAGAGAUGGAGGGUUACAGAGCAGAAAUUUUGUAGUAGAGUAUUUUGGACAUAGAAAAUAACAGUAAAAAUUCUCUUCACGUUUGCUGUGUUUCCUCAAAGUAAUGAAGGUAAAUGGAUUCAGAAGAUCUAUUAAGAAAUUAAACUUCAGCCUGCAUCUAGCUGCUUAGCCUCUACUAAGCCUGGACCCAUCAUGUUAGUCAGGAACUUCAGCAUUCUUCACUUGGUCACAGUGAAGUUUAAUUCAGCCAUCCAUUUGCUGAGUGAACCAUAGCCACCAGCAACCUGGUGCAGCUGUGGUGUCAGGCUGGGGAUGUGAUCUGCCUAAGAGUUCAGCACAUGGUGGGAUAUAUUAAUUAAUUUAAAUCCUGUUUAGCCACAUUGCUACGUGUCCAGUCUCUCUGUAACAGCAUAGUGUAUCUCUUGUAAUCCACCACCACACUGAAUCUGGUCUCAGCAUGCAGCAUGGAGUCGCAUGUAAAGAUAAAGAUAAUUUUUGCUACUUUUGUGAAUUGUUAGUUCACUGUUGCUGAUGAAUGCACCAGUUUUUGCUGAUUUAUUUGCACUCAGUAUCCUCCUGUUUUUUUUGGAAAAAUGAGUGUGAAGUGCAUUGCUUUUCUUCAGUUAAACUGGGCUGAGUAACCAGUCAGGGAAGAUUAAUUCUUCUGUUUGAUGUGCAUGCUGAACACAUGCUGAGAACUUAGCAUUUACAUCAUUACUUCACAUGGUUUGGUAACCUGAACAAAGGGAGGAAGGAAGUUGCAUUAUGGCUGUUGACUCCAACCACUAAAUGAGAAUGUAGAUAUGUGUAAAGAAAUUCACAUGUUUUUCAUAUAUGGGAAAGACAUGAGCAACAGUAGCGUAAUGGAGGUACACAGAACUCUUGAAAUUGAAGUAUAGUCCAGUUUUGGGGUGGGGGGGUAUAGUACCAGGCCACCAAGGUAUGCUAAAUCUUUACUAAAUAGAGUUGCUAUUCAGCUGAUGUUCAGCUGAGAGUUACAAAAGGAGGGAUAAAGAAUUUUGGCUAAAAAUUCUGAAGUGACAACUGAAAGGCUUUGUUCAUGUUUACUGUUUUUUUUCUAGCCCUAUAAAAUAUUACAGUUCUUGUGAGUGUGUACCUCAGUUAUGUACUAGAAAUGGUUGUAGUUUCUCAGGCAAUGUUAGUAACUUUUAAAAGUUGCUUUUUUUUUCAAAUAAAAACAUAGUAUUUAUCAGUAACCCAGAUGUGAUUAGAAGCAGACCAGGUGCACUUCAGAUUGAGUAAAAAUGGAAUAUGGAUACCACAUUUUGUUUCCUGCCUUUACAUAUGAUCUUUAAAUUACCCACCUAGGAGCCCUUCACUGUUUGUGUUACUUCCUGGUCCUACCUCAUCUUCCUGGGACUUCUAUGAAACCCUAAUACAGUGUCCAUUGCACAUUCACUACUGCCAUUUACCAGUCAGUAACUGUAUUGACAUCCUACCUUGCUUUCUUUGGGAGGAGGCUUCCCUUUCCAGGGAGUGAAACCACACUUUGACAUCAGAGGGGGCCAAUAAGAGGUAUCUGUGAUGCAGCCUAAGGGUUCCAGACUUCUGCAUUAUUGAACACUGACUUCCUUUAAAAAUUCUUAUCCAUGUGUCCUUGUGAGAGCUGUAAGCAGCAAAGGGGGCAUCCACCCAAAACACAACACAUAUAGUGCAUCAACUCAGACCCCAGCCACGAGUGAUAUGAUGGCUACUUAGUCUCUCUUCCAUCCAUCCAGCCCUCUGGCAUCUUGAAGCUGUUCCCCAUUCUGGGGGUGCUGGCCUUUCAAACAUAAUUCUGUUUCCUUGUAGUGCCAUAUAGUGGCAUAUUAAGACCUGAAUGAGUCAUGCCACAUGAUUAAUCUGCAUUUGGUGAAACAGAGCAAUGAGAUGGUGAGCGUAUAUGUUUUCAAGUUUGAAGACAUAAACGUGAUUAGCUGAAGUUCACAACAGAUUCACUAAAAGAUUCUCCAAGAUGGAUUGUUGCAUUUAAAUAACACUUGUUUGCAUCACUUUGAUGUAUGUUUGAAGAAUAGUACAGUUUACCUUUCUCCAAGACUAGAGUAAUAGGAAAACGUAAAUCAGCUACUGGCCACUUGUGUAUUAAAUGUAGUUAUCCCUAGAUUACUUAUCAGUUAGAUAAGGAACUGUCUAACUCGAUUCACUUAAAUAUUGUAUGCUGCCUGUCCUUUUUUUCAGUGCCAUAACUGCCUUGAAUCUUACAGCACCUUAUCCUUUCAAAACAUUGAUGCCGGGGUACUUUCUUGGGGGCAGUUGUCUGUCAUUUUAACUUUUUCCUUAUCUUUAGGCUAUAAAGUUGUUAUCAGGAAGUAGCAGUACAUGAAGAACUCUUGAUUUUCAUGGAAGUCAAAGUCUUGUCAAAUAUCAUUCUUCCCUGAACAUAAGACACAGAACGUUGAUCUAAUUCAUUGCAGUAAAAUAAAAACAGUCCCCCCAUCUGAGCAACCACAGGCAGCAGGCAGUCAUGUUCUUGUAUUUAGCACAGGAUAGGCUUACCCACAUAGCCACAUAACUUAAAAGCUAAGGGUAUAAACUGUUCUUUAAGGGAAGCAAGAUUAGGCAUAUUAAGAAAUAAAACUUUAUAUGCCUCAUUUAGCAAGUUACCUUUCAUUAUUACUUUUCUCCAGACCUUCAACGAAGUCAAUAAAAACAUCCUACAAAUAAUCGUUUACCUCCUUUUGUAGAGUUGAAUAAAAGUCACUCGUGCAGUAAAAUUAUCACUGAGGUAUUCAUGCAGAACUUUGGUACAGCUGCCCCAGGUUUUGGAUUGCUAAUGACAUUUUGAACUUUGUUUCCAGAUUGCACAGAAUUCAAAUCCCUUUGUGUCUCAGCCACAUGUCUUGCAUGAGAACUUGCAUAAUAUUAGAUAUACAGUGCUUGAAACAUCCUUCUUCUCCACAGAAAUCAGGGGCUUAUCAAACAAUUUGUUGCUGAAAUGAAUUCAAAGCUCAAAGAACUGUUUCACUGGGGAAGUACGUGUGAAAUGUCAUCAUUAGUCAGGAUGUAAGUUUUUUUUCUGCAGACAUCUUACGUUUGUUACAGCUCUUGUAUUAUUUGCUGUAACAUACCCAGUACAUUAAAGUCAUACAUUUUAAAUGCUUUGUUUUAUCAAACUUUCUUAGUUGUAUACACACAUAUUCAGAACUUUUUACUAAAAAUAUAAAUUUGUUUAAAAUGUUUUAUGUCUUCUUUUUAUCCAUGUGGAGGGUCAUAACAUAAGGAAGAGAGAAACCAGUGUUGACAUAACCAUUUGCCAAAAGUAGUACUAGAAAAGUUUAGUGGCAGCAUGAGUGGGUGGUUAUUAC
Messenger RNA from Protopterus annectens (West African lungfish), 5021 nucleotides. RefSeq names its product CDP-diacylglycerol synthase 1 (gene CDS1). Gene Ontology annotation, cellular component: endoplasmic reticulum membrane. Gene Ontology annotation, molecular function: phosphatidate cytidylyltransferase activity. NCBI's taxonomy places the organism in Eukaryota, Metazoa, Chordata, Ceratodontiformes, Protopteridae. The transcript is spliced from 13 exons. Bases 142 to 1473 code for a protein of 443 amino acids. The record is from RefSeq and is a predicted model, not a curated record.